AUGGGGGCUACGAGGCCGCGCGCGCUGCUCCUGCUGCUGGCGGCCGCCCUGGCUCCGACCCAGACCCGUGCGGGUGAGUGGAGAGUCGGGAGGAAAACGUCCUCUGCGGGGAGGGGCGGGGGUGGCACCGUGGAAGCCGCGUCCCCGCGUCCCCGCGUCCCCGCGUCACCCACCGGACCCUCCGCCCCUUCUCCAUCCGCGUCCCGAGCCCCAUGCCUUGCUUCAGCCGGAGCACCCACCCGGGGUCCCGGGAGUAGGUCGGGGUCUCACCGCGCGCCGCCCCCAGGCUCACACUCGCUACGGUAUUUCUUCACCGCCGUGUACCGGCCCGGCUUCGGGAAGCCCCGGUACAUGGAAGUCGGCUACGUGGACGACACGGAGUUCGUGCGCUUUGACAGCGACGCGGAGAAUCCGAGUUACGAGCCGCGCGCGCCGUGGGUAGACCAGGAAGGGCCGGAGUAUUGGGAGCAGCAGACACAGAUCGCCAAGAACACAGAGCAGUGGUUCCGAGAUAGCCUGAGGACGCUGCUCGGCUACUACAAUCAGAGCGAGGGCGGCUCUCACUCCUUCCAGUGGAUGCAAGGCUGUGAUGUGGGGUCGGAUGGGAGCCUCCUCCGCGGGUAUGAGCAGUACGCCUACGACGGCCGCGAUUACAUCGCCCUGAAUGAAGACUUGAAAACGUGGACAGCGGCGGACAUGGCGGCACAGAUAACACGACGCAAGUGCGAGCAGAAUGGUGAUGCAGAGAGACAAAGGGCCUACCUGGAGGGCGAGUGCGUGGAGUCGCUCCGCACACUCCUGGAGCGCGGGAAGGAGACGCUGCUGCGCACAGAUCCCCCAAAGGCACAUGUGACCCAUCAUCCCAGAUCUGAAGGUGAUGUCACCCUGAGGUGCUGGGCCCUGGGCUUCUACCCUGCUGACAUCACCCUGACCUGGCAGUUGAAUGGGGAGGACCUGACCCAGGACAUGGAGCUUGUGGAGACCAGGCCUUCAGGGGAUGGAACCUUCCAGAAGUGGGCAUCUGUGGUGGUGCCUCUUGGGAAGGAGCAGAAUUACACAUGCCAUGUGCAACAUGAGGGGCUGCCUGAGCCCCUUACCCUGAGAUGGGAGCCUCCCCCAUCCACUGACUCUAACAUGGUGAUCAUUGCUGUUCUGGUUGUCAUUGGAGCUGUGGCCAUCAUUGGAGCUGUGGUGGCUUUUGUGAUGAAGAGGAGAAAAAAACAGAGGUAUGAAAGCACAGGAUCUGAGUUUUCUCUCAGUCUCUUUUAUAAGUGUGCUCUGCUCAUUAACAAGAAACACAUCCAUACCCCCUGUAUUGCUGCUGUCUCCAACUGGGUCUGCUGUCAGUUCUGGAAACUUUCUAGUGUCAAAAUGUUCUUUGAACUCUCACAGCUUUUCUUCUCACAGGUGGAAAAGGAGGAGACUAUGCUCCAGCUCCAGGUUAGUGUGGGGGGCAGGAUUGUCCUGAGGCCAUUGGAGUGA
Messenger RNA from Arvicanthis niloticus (Nile rat), 1482 nucleotides. The record is from RefSeq and is a predicted model, not a curated record. Lineage: Eukaryota; Metazoa; Chordata; Mammalia; Rodentia; Muridae.